GGCAGAUCCAGACGCGACUAUUCUCAGCUCGAAUCACGAAAAACGUGAUCAUAAAUUCAUUAUCUUCAUCGCAAGCUAAGAAAAGAGCAUACCUCUGCAUCUAUCGCCCCUCCAACUACUAUUCGACUGAUACGUAGUGGUGGUGGUAGUAGUAGUGGUAUUCCCCCCACCACAAAAAAAAGCAAGGGCAACGAAAAAGCCUACACACCUCUCGUGCUCACCUACAACCUCACACAUAGAGGAGCGGGUUGGUUAUACCUACCUACCUACCUACCUACCUACCUACCUACCUACCUAGGUAAUUAGGUACCCAUGUCUCCCUCAACUGCAAACCAGCCCCCUCCCCACUCGCAGGGCCUCAAUGUAAUCGCCCUGAUCUCCGGCGGGAAGGACUCGCUUUAUUCGAUUCUGCACUGUAUCCGGAACGGACAUAGAGUGGUUGCAUUAGCCAAUUUGCAUCCGCCUACGAGGGUUUCUUCUUCUUCUUCUUCUUCUUCUACAACUACUGAAGAAGAUAUUGAUAGUUUCAUGUAUCAGACUAUUGGAUGGGGGGUGAUUCCGCUCUACGAGGAGGCAUUGCGGAUUCCAUUGUAUCGCGCGCCGAUUCAAGGUGGCGCGGUUGAUACGGCGCGGGUUUAUCGGGAUAAUCGAUCUGUUGAUCCGGAUGCUGGUGCAGAUGCCCAAGAUGAAACGGAAUCCCUGGUCCCCUUAUUGAAAAACAUAAUGCGUGCGCAUCCGGAGGCAAAUGCUGUCUCGGCCGGUGCGAUUCUCUCGACGUACCAACGCACUAGGAUUGAGAAUGUUGCGGGCCGGCUGGGGUUGGUGCCCUUGGCUUGGUUGUGGAUGUACCCGAUUUUGCCGCGUUCGGUUGUUUCUACGGAGGCUGGUGGUUUGGGGGUAGGGGGGAAGGGAGAUGAGCAGACGCAGACAGGGUUGCUGGAGGAUAUGGCUGCUGUUGGGUGCGAAGCGAGGAUUAUCAAGGUAGCCUCUGGGGCGUUGGAUGAGGGCUUUCUUUGGGGCGAUGUUGCGGAGAAGGAGAGUGGGCUGCGAAGGAGGAUUUUAAAGGGGAUGGGCAGGUUUGCGGAGGAAGGGGAGGAUAUUCGAGGAGCGGUGUUGGGUGAGGGGGGCGAGUAUGAGACGCUUGCGCUGGAUGGGCCCCGGUUUUUAUGGAGGGGUGGGAGGAUUGAGGUUUGUGAGAGGGAGGUGAGGAGUGCACAGGGGGGUGUUGGGUAUAUGAGGUUGAGGCGGGCGAGGGUUGUGCCCAAGGGGGAUGGUGAGGAGGUCACGCCAGAGAGUGUGAGGAGGCCAGCGGAGCUGGAUAAGGUCUUUGCGGAGGCCUUGGAUGUGUUGUUGGAUGAGAGUAAGAACGCCAAGGACGGACAAGAGGAAGUGGUUGAGGCGGGACGACGUUCGUGGUCAUUGACUGAGUCUGUGCAGUCUGAGAACGGCGGAUUGUGGACGGUGUCGAACAUAACAGCGCCCGAGGCUGGUCCCGGGGCAGCUGAACAGAUGGCGGCAAUUGCGCAGAAGAUACAGACACUUUUGGAUGCCUUUACUCGCGAUGGUCAAGCUGGUCCUCGGACUACUACUGACAUCGUUUUUACUACGGUCCUGCUCCGCUCCAUGGCUGACUUCCCGCUCAUGAACAGCAUUUACGUUUCGCUAUUUAAGAAACCAAACCCGCCGGCCAGAGCUACAGUGGCCUGUGGGGAUGGCCUUCCUGAUGGGGUGAGCAUUAUGGUCUCGAUGGUGGUCGAUCUGGGGCCGAGGGAUCUGCGACAGGGACUCCAUGUUCAAUCCCGAUCCUACUGGGCACCAGCGAAUAUUGGACCCUAUUCGCAGGCGAUGUCUAUCCCGCUCCAAGGCGCAGAGCGUGUGGUAUACAUCGCUGGUCAAAUCCCUCUCGACCCGGCAUCAAUGGACUUGGCCACUCCUUCAAGGGAAAUCUGCUCAUGGGCCGAGACCUAUUGUUUACGCGCCGUUCUGUCACUCCAACAUAUGUGGCGAAUUGGGACGGUGAUGGAGGUUGGUUGGUGGCUGGGAGUCGUUGCUUUCAUUACCGGAACGAGCCACAUCCAGACCAAGGCUCAGCUCGCGUGGAAGCUUUGGAAGAAAAUGCACGAACAGAGUCCCCAAGAACCCGAGGAAGAGGAUGACUGCGCGCUAGACGCUUGGGAUAUUAAAUACGGACGCAAGGAACUCGAGCGGCGCAGGGUGGUUGCAGCUCCCAAGCUCCCUAAUUUUGACCUGGUGCAGACCAACACUGCGACUCCCCAGGCGCCAGCAUUUUUGGCAGUGCACGUGGAGGAACUGCCCAAAAACAGCGAUAUUGAAUGGCAGGGGCUAGGCUAUCGAUGCACGGGAAUCAAAAUGUCCAGGAAGAGCCUGGAGCAGGGACAAAAGAUUGAUGCCACCACGAAUGAAAACCUGAGCCACACGUGCAUUGAAAUUGACCACGGCCCCCCGGGAUUUGAUCUGAAAUUGCAUGUCCAGUGCGCGCUCGAGUCGUGUUUUGAGCCAUCAGGCGCCUUCCACACUGUGAUUUACACCACCCAACCCUUGUCUCAGGACUGUUGCCCCGGGCAAAUCAUUCCCUGCAAGUCAAUCUGGGGCGCAGAGGGACGGCCUCUGGCAGCAGCCUCGCGCAACAUUGAACUAAAGCCAAGGCCGAUGUUGGGAGAGUGUUGGGUUGGGUGCGUGUACUCGUGGCUGUCUCCUCCGCCUUCCCACCACCGACUUCGAAAUCACGAUCAUGAUACCCUUUCUGCUGUAGAUUUGAGCUCGACCUUUUACAUCCAUGGAGCCAUGGCCUCAUCAACAACCCAGGAGGAUGACGGGCCGUUUUCGAACGCGCUCCUACCCGACUCCGACGUUGCUGUUUCUGACGAUAUCCGACCUUUCUCCCGUUCGCCUCACCCGUAUCGCCGCAGGGGCUCCAGUGGCCCCGAGCUUUAUUCGCUGCAGCAAUGGACCCGAGCGUCGAGUGAUAGUGGUACAGAGGCAGAUGAUGAGAGUACAGGAUUGCUGAAGGGGCUGCCAGCACCGCCGCGGCCGCGGAAAGGAGUCCGUUCGAGUUGGAAUGGUACGGGAGAUCAUGAUAUGUGGCUUCCGGGAUUACAACGGUGGCCGUCGCUGGCCCGCUCAACAUCACGGAGCUCCCGGCGGAGCUCUGGCGAGGAGACAGAAGCUGAGAUCACAGAGUUACGCGAUAGGCUUAGGAGGAAACGACACAUUGAGAUCGGGCGGAGGGCGUUCGAGGCCGUCUUGCUCUUGUCGGUGGGCGGCGUGGUCUUGGGGCAGGAGAGCGCGAGAUCUCUUGCCUGGGCCUGGAGGAAAGAGCUCCUCGCCCAUUCUCUUCUUGUUCUCGGAGCUUACACCCUAUACCCUAUGAAUCGAAACGGACGCCUGCGGUUUUCCAGACUCUUUACCUUUGCCAUUCCACCCACCUUCGAUCCUGCACCGCUUCUUUACCCCAUCAUUAUCCCGAUAUACGUUUCUCUAUCUCUCUCGAACCAACAACCAUCAUUAAUUCUACCGAAUAUUCUCCUCAGUCUGGCCUCGAUCCCGCCGCUGGUUGUUCCGUUGCACGGGCUUGUCCAUGGACAUGACAUCGUGCAUUGGAUCAUCACGCUAACCCCCCUCAUCGUCUCGGAGCAGUUGUCAUGGGGUAAAAUCCUCAUCCCAAGGCCUGUCUCCCUGCGCGGUCUCGAUUCUGAAGUUUUGACUCUCAUUUUCCCUUUGCACCAAGCGUUGAUACCCACAUUAGAUUUUCUUUUGGCUACAAGCGUCCUCCCAGCAGAAUUACAGCUUCUGACAACGGCUCUUAUUAAUCUGUUUUUAUUCACACUCUCUCCUCAGGCGGAAAUUCUUAAAGCGCUGCUAUGGCUGGGCAGCCUGUGUAUUUUUAUCUCUUGCCGACAAGUCCUUCGCUGGGAGGUGGCUCUGGCUAGAAUUCCCACUUGGAAGUUUCGACGAUCCCCCGGCGGUUCCCAUUCGCCCAAGAACAUUUUGAAUAUAUUAGAUCAUAAAAUUUGCCAGAAACUGAGUCGAGCCGGCUCUUCUGAAGAUGCUACUUCGGAUAGUGAUUCCCCGGACAGCCAUUUGACUGGUGUCUCGCGCCGCACGAUGUAUGAGUUCCGAGAAAAGACCCCCCCCCCGGCUCCCCCGGACAGCGCUACUCAGGAGGAUGUUAUUCACCGGCACACCAUGACGAGUUUUGAAGAGGCCAUCCGUUCGGAGAGGGUCAGGACCACUCCGGGUGGCCGGCGGAAGCGAUCAAUAGCUCCAGGAUUGACCUCCUUCUUGUCAAUGACCGUUCCUCAGGUACAAGUGCGCAAGUGGCUGUAUGCAUUCUAUGUUUAUGUUGCCAUAUUGACCAUUAUUUUGGGACCGGUGCGAAAGUACGUGAGCGAACGUGCGUUGCAGGGAGUAGAGCCAUUCGGAUGGGCCCUCGGGUACUUGUUCGGAAACGUUUGCUGGUUCCGGUUUUGGGUAAUUACUUCGAACCUAGACUACUGGAUUCCUCUCCCCCCUCGCCUGGACAAUGAACUCUCGAACGCGUUCUGUCAUCUCGGUCGAAUCGAGCAUCUUCGCCAGACUUUCUUCGGAGAGGCUAAUACGCGCCUCUUGAUCGCUGGUUAUUGCAUUCUCGUUCUUGUCGCUGGCGUCACAAUCGUCUUCCAGCUAAGUGCGCUUGUGGAGGUGGACACCAGGCGCAAGGUCUUCCAUGGCACAAUGGUGUUGAUGUUUCUCCCGACGAUCUACAUCGAUCCCGCUUUCUGUGCCCUUGCGAUGGGAUUGGUUCUGGCCAUUUUCCUGCUCUUGGACCUCUUUCGAGCCUCUCAACUUCCACCAAUAUCUCGGCCCUUGACGUAUUUCCUCGCACCUUAUGUGGACGGUCGCGAUCACCGAGGACCGGUCAUCGUUUCCCACAUAUUCCUCCUUAUAGGGUGUGCUAUACCUCUGUGGCUCUCAUUGGCUGAUAUUUCCCGAGCGGGGGACUAUCCGUGGAGUGGGUGGAAUGUCCAGAGCCGGGAUGUGAGUAUGGUGAGUGGAAUCAUCUGCGUGGGCAUGGGAGACGCAGCCGCGUCGCUCAUUGGCCGCCGAUAUGGGCGACUGAAAUGGUUCUGGGGUGGGGGGAAAUCUCUCGAGGGGAGCGUCGCUUUUUCGAUCGCUGUGGUUACAGGGUUGAUGUUUGCGCAAGGCUGGCUUUCCUUGGGCGGCUGGCCUGUGAGCGGAUUAGACGGACCCCUUUCUUUCUCCUGGCCUAAGGCGAUCGCCAAAGCUAUUUUGGCGGCUGGGGGGGCUAGUGCCACCGAAGCGAUUUUGACAGGUUGCAAUGACAAUGUUCUCGUCCCUGUAGUGUUAUGGCUCCUGGUGAGAGGACUCGGACUUUGACAUUGACUGAUGAUUAGAUUUGAUUGAUGCUGUACAACAUGAGUUAAACCGGCCUUAUAUAUACUAAUGUCUUUUUUUUUUUUUUUUUUUUUUU
Aspergillus ochraceoroseus IBT 24754 is the source of this 5491-nucleotide messenger RNA. RefSeq names its product putative phosphatidate cytidylyltransferase. Lineage: Eukaryota; Fungi; Ascomycota; Eurotiomycetes; Eurotiales; Aspergillaceae. The transcript has 5 exons. Gene Ontology annotation, molecular function: dolichol kinase activity. Gene Ontology annotation, cellular component: endoplasmic reticulum membrane. The record is from RefSeq and is a predicted model, not a curated record. Gene Ontology annotation, biological process: dolichyl monophosphate biosynthetic process. The coding region runs from base 313 to 5397 and encodes 1694 amino acids.